AUGGUUAAUGAUAAAUAUAGAUUGUUAACUGGUCAAGGUUUUGAUGCACAGUGGCAGAGCGCCGUCAAUAAUAAUGAUGAUGUGUUUGUUAUCAGUAUGAUAGGCAAUAGCCGUGUUGGGAAAAGUUUAAUCGUCAAAGCUUUCUCUUUGGAAAAUGAGAACAGUCCAACAGCAGCUCCGCCCGAAGUAGACGAUUUAUUGGUUAGGACUACAGGGAAUAUUGGCUGUUAUGAAAGUAGAAAUAUGUCAGAAGGUACGAGUAAGACACUGGUAUUAGAUUACGAAGGUGAAGACUCUGGUCUGCCAUUGAUGCUACGACUGAGACGACACAUGCACGGGAGCUAUAAAGAGAACGAGAGACGAAAGUUUGUGAAAGAAUCUUUUCCGAAGCUGGCUUAUAUUCUUAGUAAUAUUGAUAAUAUUGAUCUAUUAAAAACAAGAAUCAACGAAAUCUAUCAUCAACAUGUACAACAGCAACGUUUAAUUACACAUAUGCAAUGGCUGUUUAUGACGGACAGUGUUUUAGAAACCGUUUCGGAUGGUGGAACAGUCUCUCUAGUAAUACUAUUAACACAGUUGACUGAUACCGGUUAUGAUUACGAGUCGAUUGCUAAAAAACUAUUUAUUCAUCUGUAUACACGAAACGACACUCCUUCACAAGUAUGGUACGCACACUGUCGAACAUUUACCAUGAAACUAUUAGCACGCAGUAUUGCAAUGAAAACACUUGAACAAAAAGAACGUCUGGAAAUGUUAUACGGAUUAAUUGUGAAGAAAAGCUGA
Molecule: messenger RNA, 783 nt
Organism: Didymodactylos carnosus
Lineage: Eukaryota; Metazoa; Rotifera; Eurotatoria; Philodinida; Philodinidae
Source: the annotation of a GenBank genome assembly